Papaver somniferum (opium poppy) is the source of this 354-nucleotide messenger RNA. RefSeq lists its product as uncharacterized. The transcript has a single exon. Lineage: Eukaryota; Viridiplantae; Streptophyta; Magnoliopsida; Ranunculales; Papaveraceae. The record is from RefSeq and is a predicted model, not a curated record. Bases 1 to 354 code for a protein of 117 amino acids.
AUGGACGAACCAGAGCAUCCUCAGAAGGAUGUUGGGGCAGUUCCUGAGGAAGAGGUCGAAAUGGCUUCCGCGGAGGAUGCUGAAGCAACCGUCGGAGGGAACGCUGAAGUGGUUGCUGAUGAGAUGACGGUAGCAGCAUCUGGAGAAGAUAUUGAAACAGCUCCCAAGAAUGAUGUUGGCGCGUCUCCUGGAGGGGGUAUUGAUGCAGCUGUUGAGGGAGACGUUGAAACGACAUCAGAAAGGGAAGUCGGCGCGGCUUCCAGAGAGGAUGCAGUAGUGGCUUGUGAUGAAGGUGUUGAAGAAGAUUCUAAUGAUAUCUCCAGUGAAGGCACCGCUGAUACCUCUAAUGACUAA